Messenger RNA from Aspergillus wentii DTO 134E9, 3192 nucleotides. Its product is annotated as glycine decarboxylase subunit P. The record is from RefSeq and is a predicted model, not a curated record. Gene Ontology annotation, biological process: glycine decarboxylation via glycine cleavage system. Lineage: Eukaryota; Fungi; Ascomycota; Eurotiomycetes; Eurotiales; Aspergillaceae. The coding region runs from base 1 to 3192 and encodes 1063 amino acids. Gene Ontology annotation, molecular function: glycine binding; pyridoxal phosphate binding; glycine dehydrogenase (decarboxylating) activity. The transcript is spliced from 2 exons. Gene Ontology annotation, cellular component: glycine cleavage complex; mitochondrion.
AUGGCUGCGUCCUGGUGCGCCCUGCGCGGCACUCGCCAGCUGGCUCUCCGUACGCGCCUUCACAUUUCUCCUUCGCCAAUUGCUUUCCGGAAAGCUUCUCCGUCGUUCAAUGCCACCCGACGGUGCUUGACGAUAGCCGCACAGCAGAAGCAGACUUCGCAACGGACGGUUUACACCAGCUCCCUUGCCGAUCACGGUGAUUCUCACCCCCGCGAUGCCUUCCAGCCCCUCGAUACUUUCCCCAGACGUCACAUUGGCCCAUCGCCAGACGCUGCAGAGCAGAUGCUCGCCACUCUCGACCCUCCCGUAGCAUCGCUAGACGAAUUCGUCAAGGAGGUCCUUCCGGCAGACAUCCUUUCCAAGAAGGAUUUGCACGUUUCCCCCCUCAAUGCCGACAUUAAUCUGUACCGAGACAGUGUGCACGAUGGUCUUGGAGAGACGGACAUGCUUAAGGCGUUGGAGACAUAUCGGAAGCAAAUUGAUGUUUCGGGCAAGACAUACAUCGGCAGUGGCUACUAUCCCACUAAGGUUCCCCCAGUUAUCCUCCGCAACAUUCUGGAGAACCCAGCCUGGUACACCAGCUACACUCCUUACCAGCCGGAGAUUAGCCAAGGUCGUUUGGAAUCUCUACUGAACUUCCAGACCUUGACCGCGGACCUUACUGGCUUGCCUUUUGCCAACGCCUCGGUUUUGGAUGAGGCUACUGCGGCCGCAGAGGCCAUGACUAUGUCUUUGGCCAGUCUACCUCUUCCCAGACAAAAGAAGCCCGGCAAGGCUUUCGUUGUCUCCCACCUUUGCCACCCUCAAACUCUUGCUGUGAUGCAGUCCCGUGCGGAGGGAUUCGGCAUCAAUCUGGUUGUUGGUGAUAUCUUGGCGGAUGACUUCAAGCUGGUCAAGGAACAGGGCGACAACCUGAUCGGUGUCCUCGCUCAGUACCCUGACACCGAAGGUGGUAUCUAUGAUUUCCAGUCCUUGGGUGAAACAAUCCACGGCGCUGGUGGCACUUUCAGUGUGGCCACCGAUUUGCUGGCCUUGACUGUCCUCAAGGCACCAGGAGAAUUUGGCGCCGACAUUGCAUUUGGAAAUGCCCAGAGAUUUGGUGUUCCCAUGGGCUAUGGUGGACCUCACGCCGCCUUCUUCGCUUGUGCUGACAAGUACAAGCGUAAGGUUCCCGGUCGUGUCGUGGGUGUGUCCAAGGACCGUUUGGGUAACCGUGCCCUGAGACUUGCUCUGCAAACUAGAGAACAGCACAUUCGUCGUGAGAAAGCCACCAGCAACAUUUGCACAGCCCAGGCCCUUCUUGCAAACAUGAGCGCCAUGUACGCCGUCUACCACGGACCCACCGGAUUGAAGGGCAUUGCCCAGCGGGUCAUGUCCAUGACCGCAACACUUCGCGAGAAGCUUGCUGCCUUGGGUUUCAACGCCCCUAUCCGAACUAACACCACUGAUGGUGGUGCUGUUUUUGACACCGUUACCGUUGAGCUUUCGGACAGCCUGGAAGCGGAUGCUAUCAUUAGCGCUGCUCGCGCACAGUCGAUCUUCCUGCGCCGUGUCUCGCCUAACAAGGUUGGUAUCUCUUUGGACGAAAUCACCGGCCGUGACGAGGUCAAGGGAAUCCUCCAGGUUUUCGCAACCCAUGCCUCCAAGGGCGAGGUUGUCUUGGAUGAGAACCUCGGUAUCGCUCCCAUUCCUGCCAGCCUGGAGCGCACAUCUCCUUACUUGACCCACCCUGUCUUCAACACCCACCACUCGGAGACAGAGAUGCUCCGCUACAUCCAUCACCUGGAAUCGAAGGACCUGUCGCUAGCACACUCGAUGAUUCCCCUAGGCUCUUGCACCAUGAAGCUCAAUGCGACUUCCGAGAUGAUUCCCGUCUCGUGGCCCGAAUUCUCACAGAUGCACCCAUUCAUGCCCGCAGACGUGGCCAAGGGGUACACUCAAAUGAUCGACGACCUGGAGCAGCAACUUGCAGACAUCACCGGCAUGGCAGAGAUUACUGUUCAACCAAACUCUGGUGCCCAGGGUGAGUUUGCUGGUCUCCGAGUUAUCAAGAAGUACCAGGAGGCUCAGGGAUCGAACCGCAACAUUUGCUUGAUCCCUGUUUCCGCCCACGGAACGAACCCCGCCAGUGCUGCUAUGGCAGGCAUGCGUGUCGUUACCAUCAAGUGCGACAUGAAGAACGGCAACUUGGACCUUGCAGACCUCAAGGCCAAGUGCGAGAAGCACAAGGAUGAACUGGCUGCCAUUAUGAUCACCUACCCCAGCACCUUCGGUGUUUAUGAGCCCGGUGUCAAGGAAGCCUGUGACAUCGUUCACCAGCAUGGUGGUCAGGUCUAUAUGGAUGGCGCGAACAUGAAUGCUCAGAUCGGACUGUGCUCUCCUGGUGAGAUUGGUGCUGAUGUGUGCCACUUGAACUUGCACAAGACCUUCUGUAUCCCCCACGGUGGUGGUGGCCCUGGUGUCGGCCCCAUCGGUGUUGCUGAGCACCUGCGCCCCUACCUCCCAUCCCACCCAACCAGCGAGUACCUCCAGUCCAAGCGCGGCGAGACUUCAUCCCCGCCGAUCAGUGCCGCCCCAUGGGGUAGCGCUAGCAUCCUGCCAAUCACCUUCAACUAUAUCAACAUGAUGGGCUCCAAGGGUCUCACCCACGCCACCAAGAUCACUCUGCUCAACGCCAACUACAUCCUCUCCCGCUUGAAGCCCCACUACCCUAUCCUCUACACCAACGACAACGGCCGCUGCGCGCACGAGUUCAUUCUCGAUGUUCGCAAGUUCAAGGAAACCUGCGGUGUGGAAGCCAUUGAUAUCGCCAAGCGUCUCCAGGAUUACGGAUUCCACGCCCCAACCAUGUCGUGGCCCGUCUCCAACACCCUGAUGAUCGAGCCAACAGAGUCGGAGAACAAGGCUGAACUUGACCGAUUCUGUGAUGCUCUGAUCUCGAUCCGCCAGGAGAUUGCUGCCGUAGAGAGCGGCGAGCAGCCCCGCGAAGGCAAUGUUCUCAAGAUGUCACCGCACACCCAACGGGACCUUCUUUCCAGCGAGUGGAACCGCCCCUACGCGCGUGAGGCGGCGGCAUACCCCUUGCCUUACCUUUUGGAGAAGAAGUUCUGGCCUUCGGUGACUCGAGUGGAUGAUGCCUACGGUGAUCAAAACCUUUUCUGCACCUGCGGACCUGUCGAGGACUCGGAGUAG